Molecule: messenger RNA, 3028 nt
Organism: Mobula hypostoma (lesser devil ray)
Lineage: Eukaryota; Metazoa; Chordata; Chondrichthyes; Myliobatiformes; Myliobatidae
Gene: gpr176
Product: G protein-coupled receptor 176
Exons: 3
Coding region: 154-1779 (541 amino acids)
Biological process (GO): G protein-coupled receptor signaling pathway
Cellular component (GO): plasma membrane
Molecular function (GO): G protein-coupled receptor activity
Source: RefSeq, a predicted model, not a curated record
GUACGUUGAUAGGAGAGAACGUGAAGAGGCUCGGAUUGAUCGUCACCGUGGCCAGGAUUUGAAUUUCUUUUUCUCUUCCCGGUACUACCGGGGAGGGGAGAUUUUAAAAAAGGAUCUUCCUCCGAGAUGCUGGGGUGGGGGUGAAGUUUUAGCAUGUCGCAUCGGCAGCCGGUGAGGACCAUGGAACCCAACGCAAGCUCCACUGCGAGCUGGAGCGUCGACUGGGGCUCGGGCGGUGGGUCAGACGAGCAGGGCAACGUGAGCAGCACCCGGGCAACUGAUAACAGGACCACGGGCGGGAGCCACCCCUUCGGCAGCCUGCUGCAGUACGGCGAAGAGGACAUCUACCGAGACUUCACCACCUCGGCGCAGAUCCUUAUAUUUAUCGGCUCCGUGCUGGGAAAUCUAAUGGUAUUGUGGUCAACGUGCCACACAACAGUAUUCAAGUCCGUCACAAAUCGUUUCAUCAAAAACCUGGCCUGCGCUGGAAUCUGUGCAAGUGUUGUUUGUGUGCCUUUCGACAUCAUUCUGAGUGCCAAUCCAUACUGCUGCUGGUGGAUUUAUACCCUGCUGUUCUGCAAAAUCAUCAAAUUCCUGCACAAAGUCUUCUGUUCAGUCACUGUCCUCAGCUUUACAGUCAUUGCAUUGGACAGGUACUACUCUGUCUUAUAUCCUUUAGAGAGGAAGAUCUCUGAUACAAAGUCCAGGGACUUGGUGAUCUACAUCUGGAUUCAUGCAGUAUUAGCCAGUGCUCCAGUUUUCGCGGUGACUAGUGUUUCAGAUAUCUAUGCCAUGUCUACAUGCAGCAGCUCAUGGAACCAUUCUUUUGGACACCUGACUUAUGUAAUUGUAUAUCAUGUCACCACCGUGAUACUGCCAAUAGCCAUGGUGUUCUUGGUGAUGAUUCUGAUUCGCAGAGCUCUCAGUGCCAGCCAGAAGAAGAAAGUAAUUAUUGCUGCAUUACGAACUCCACAGAACAUAAUUUCAAUCCCGUAUGUUUCCCAGCGGGAGGCUGAACUACAUGCUAUGCUGCUCUCUAUGGUGCUGGUAUUUAUUGUUUGCAGUGUUCCUUAUGUGGUCUUUGUGAUUUAUCGAAUCAUUUUUAAUAUCACCGAUAUUUCUGUCUUUUUGAUGCUGACAGCCAUCUGGUUGCCCAAAGUUUCUCUGCUCACUAACCCAUUACUCUUCCUGACUGUCAAUAAGUCUGUCCGGAAGUGCUUAGUGGGGACCAUGAUUCAGCUCCAUCGCAGGUACAGUAGACGGAACAUCAUAAACUCUGGUGCCCUCAGCGAUGCCACACUUGAGCCUGGGGUUCGGUCAGGCAGUCAAUUGCUUGAGAUGUUCCAUAUUGGACAGCAGCAGAUCUUCAAACCUUCGGAUGAGGAGGAGGAGGACGUAAAUGAGAUUAAGUCGCUGGCAUCUAGUGAAUGCCGGCAGAAAGAAAUACCUACUGCUAGUUUGGAGGUGGAGCAGUCUUUAGAGACCAAAGUUACUCCACACGUUAACAAUGAUCCGGGUGCAGUGCCAGGAGCAACAGCAGCACCUCCAGAUUCAGAUGCAGUCUCCGACAAGUAUGAAAUGCAGUUUGGCUUUGGCCCAUUCGAACUUCCUCCACAGUGGCUCUCCGAGACACGAAACAGCAAGAAAAGGCUCUUGCCCCCCUUGGGUAACACACCAGAGGAACUGAUUCAGACAGCUGACAAGCAACCAAAGUUCAAAGCAGAGCGGAAGAUUAGCAGGAACAAUAAAAUCAGCAUUUUUCCCAAAGUGGAUUCUUAGUCCUUCGAUUUAGUCCAGCAAGAGUGAAGAAUGUUUUGAAAACACAGUCCUAUCAGUUUCUAUAGCACACAGUAACAUAGCACUGCCUACACAAUAUUGUAUGUCAAACUAUUUUUAAAGCAAAUGAAGUACAAGCUACAGACUCAUUCUUCAAUUAGCAGUGCUCCUGUGGCCAAUGAUCAGAAGGAUUUGCAUUUGAACUUCCUUGUUUCACCAUCUGAAUUGCAAAUAGUUCAUAUUUUGACAUGGAAGAGUGAGUGGGAAAUACUUUAAUCCAUUGACAUUCAAAAGUGAGAAGUUAUUUAUUUUCUUAUUUUGUAUAGGAUUGCUUAAUCUUACUUAAAAUUGAUAUUCAUCUGUAUUUGACUUGAAUCUGAAGGUGAAAGUAGCAGUUUUUCUGGAUGAUUUCAUCAGCCCUGCUUUAUCGCCAUCCUAUAGAUUCUUGUACUGCAGUAUCAAAUUCAGCCAGAAUGCCACAUUCUUUUAUAGUAAUUCAGUUUCAUCUGGAACCGAAGGAUGAGAUUCUUCCACUAAUUAGUUAGUAUCACUUCUCAAGCCAUUUUAUCAGUCCUUAAAAUGUACUGUUGGAAUAAGGGCAUUGCUGGUUUGUUUGAAAAUUAUUAGCCAUUCCUGUGUGGCCUGAUAAUAUGGCACUGGGCAUUGCAUUUUUAUCUCUUUGAUACAACUCAAUGUAUUUUGAGAGAUCUCAGAGUGCAGGUAAAACUUAACCUUAGUGAUUUGGGAGUGAGGUCACACAUGGGUCAGGUGGGAGCUGCAAGUUUCAUGGUCACAAUUAUUGAAAUAUUUUAAAAAUCUCUAUCUCUUUUGAAAUUGAAUUCUGAUUCUUGAACUGCCAAGAUGGAAUUUUAACUUGUACAGUCUGCAAAAUGAACCCAGGUCUCUGGAUUACUGGUUCAAUAAUAGAACCAAUACAUAAUCAAACCCCAAAUUGCACUGAUACUCUAUAGAUGACACCUUUAUAUUUUCUCUGCACUUUCCAAAACACACAUAAAAUGGUCUAUGGUAUGAUGUUUCUGUCUGGUACGUACAUAUAUUAUUGUUCAUGUGACCAAAAAGAAAGAAUAGUUUGAACUGCAUUGACCAGCUCACUACUUUCAAUUAGUAAAAAAAAUGCUAUCACUUGUUGUUUGUCUAUUUGGUAGGUGUAUUUUGAUUGACUACUCUGUGUAUAAACAAUCCCAUAACAUUAUGUGGCUGUUACUUUUAUUAUAAAAUAAUAUAACGGAAA